AUGCGCUCGUUCGUUCUUUCUUCGCUCUUUCUAUCGGUCUCUUUGCCCAGCGCCCUCGUUUCCGCUUGUCUUUACAAGCGUGCGGAUCCGUCCCUACCUUCGUACACUUAUAUUGGCGAAACCGGCCCUCUCCUCUGGCACAACUUGACUGUUGACGGCAAGAACUUUCCCUACCGCAAAUGUGCGACCGGGAAGCAGCAGUCGCCGAUCGACAUCACCGACUCGGUCCCUCUUGCCGAGGAUACCAGGACUACUUUCCCAUUCUCCGGGGAGUUCACCAUUGAGGAUAACGGCCACACCAUCGAGGUCACCCCUCAGAAGCCAGAUGACUACAAGUCCAUUCUCGGAGGCCAGGAGUAUAAAUUGAGUCAAUUCCAUUUCCAUAUUUCCAGCGAGCAUCUCCUGCGCCAUGAGACUUUACCCUUGGAAGUCCACUUUGUGCACACCAAGGUCGACGAUGACAAGAAGAUUGCUGUCAUUGGUAUCUUUUUCGACCUGGUGGACAUCGGAGCUGGGGACAUGCUGCUCCAGUCAAUCUUCCCGAAGCUCGAUGAUCUCGAAAAGCCCAAGCACCGCAGGAGGGGUGAGGAGAAGAGCGAAGAUUAUUUCAAGGUCCAGACGCACUCCAUAAACAACAUUGUCGACAACUCUCACGUCCGUAGCUACCCGGGAUCUUUGACGACACCUCCUUGCUCCGAGGAAGUCUCUUGGUACGUCGUUGAGGAACCCCUCAGCAUCACCGUCAAGCAGCUCAGCAAGAUGAGGAAGAUCAUGAAGUUCAACUCGCGCGUGACUCAAAACGACUACGCCAACCCACCCAGAGAGAACCUCCUUGCUCUUGGUCACUAGGCCAGGGAAACCGCCGCUUAAUAAUUAAUACUGUCACAUCCGCUUAUCUUGGAGGUGGAGAAGAAAAAAUUAAUGCAUGUAUGGGGAGGUAUUGGGUAAUCAGGAAUUAGAGCCAUUGUAUACAUUACCGGCUAUUGUUUUUGGAAUAUAAUUUUGGUUUUGGUUUUUUUUUUUGGUGUUUUUGCCUUUUCCCCCUUCCUUAUUGUAACCUAUCUCAAAUUCAUGCUCCCGAGAAUCAAACCGUCAUAACCGCAAAACCUUUUCCCUUUCUCUCCCUUUUCCCUCCCGCAAAAGUCUAAAAGUCAUAGAGUCUCUCUAUACUCUAGUCCUGUACCCACUUCAAUUAAUCUAUCCUAAACCCUGAA
Messenger RNA from Tuber melanosporum (Perigord truffle), 1214 nucleotides. RefSeq lists its product as uncharacterized. Lineage: Eukaryota; Fungi; Ascomycota; Pezizomycetes; Pezizales; Tuberaceae. Bases 1 to 849 code for a protein of 282 amino acids. Gene Ontology annotation, molecular function: carbonate dehydratase activity; zinc ion binding. The record is from RefSeq and is a predicted model, not a curated record. The transcript is spliced from 3 exons.